This is a messenger RNA of Trichomonas vaginalis G3, 651 nucleotides long. Its product is annotated as phage fiber proteins family. Lineage: Eukaryota; Parabasalia; Trichomonadida; Trichomonadidae. The record is from RefSeq and is a predicted model, not a curated record. The transcript has a single exon. Bases 1 to 651 code for a protein of 216 amino acids.
AUGAGUAAAGGAGAUUUUGAAACGCUUAUGAAAGACAGUAAGGAGGUCGUUCAUGAGAACAGUGUUGAAAUAGUUCAUGAGAACAGUGAGGAGGUCAUACAUGAGAACAGUGAUGAAAUAGUUCAUGAGAACAGUGAGGAGGUCAUACAUGAGAACAGUGAUGAAAUAGUUCAUGAGAACAGUGAGGAGGUCAUACAUGAGAACAGUGAUGAAAUAGUUCAUGAGAACAGUGAGGAGGUCAUACAUGAGAACAGUGAUGAAAUAGUUCAUGAGAACAGUGAGGAGGUCAUACAUGAGAACAGUGUUGAAAUAGUUCAUGAGAACAGUGAGGAGGUCAUACAUGAGAACAGUGAUGAAAUAGUUCAUGAGAACAGUGAGGAGGUCAUACAUGAGAACAGUGAUGAAAUAGUUCACAAUGUCGUUCGUGAAGAAGCCAUUGCAACAAAGAAUGAGAUAAAGGAUUUCAUAGAACUUAACAAGGAGGAGUUUAAAGAAGGCUAUGAAGUGAAAAGAUGUGAAGAAGAUUUCUUGGCGUAUUUGAAGAAAAAGAGACUAAAGCCAAUGGCUCAAAAUAAGUUUCAAUCGAUGUUUGAAAAGAAACGUUUGAGCUAUGGUGGUGUAAGAAGCACAUAUUACUUUGUUAAGAAGUGA